Molecule: messenger RNA, 4907 nt
Organism: Passer domesticus (house sparrow)
Lineage: Eukaryota; Metazoa; Chordata; Aves; Passeriformes; Passeridae
Product: zinc finger protein 850-like
Exons: 5
Biological process (GO): regulation of gene expression
Cellular component (GO): nucleus
Source: RefSeq, a predicted model, not a curated record
AGAAGUGCGAGGCCGAGCGGAAAAGGCCCCUCGGGGGGACAUCGGGGGGUGGCGGUGGCGGCUGGCGGCAGAGGCAGCCUGGAGGAGCAGAGCCCUGUGUCCCCCAGGAGCCCAAAGCGGGGAGCCCAGAGAGGGGGGAGCGCCGCCAUGGGCGGGAGCCUGCAGAGGCUGGAGAGGGGCAGGGGGGACUCCUUGGAGCCCCUGCAGCCCGGAGCAGAGCAUGAGGGGAGAAGGGAGCCCAGAAGGGAGCCCGAAAAGCCCCGGCAGCCCUGAAUGGGCAGAGCGAAGAGGGGGCAGCUUUUGGCAUUGCUGGCACUGCCAGCAGCCUGGGGAGGGCGGGCACCGAGGACAAGGGGGACCCCAAUGCCAGCGUGACCCCAGCAGCUGGGCCAGGGGGAACCCCAACAGCAGAGGGGAGGGAGCAGGGACGGGGAAUUCCUGGGAGGCUUUUUAGGGCUGAAGCUCGGUGUUUGGGAGGUUUUUCUGGAGCCCAGAUCCCAGGUGACUUCUGGAGAUGGACUCGGGCAGAGGGACCUUCAAUCUCAAUGUGCUCAUCCCUUGUUCUCCCCAAACCAGGAUCUCCCAUUCCCAACCCCCGGGAGGCUGUGAGGAAGAGGGGGAUGUCCCUGGACAUGCAGGCGGAGCAGGAGCUGAGCAUGGAGAGCAGGGAGGACAAAUCCCCGCGGCAGAAGCUGGUGGCAGAGGCCGUUUUGAGCGGCUCCACGGCGCAGGAAGCCAACGGGGAGGAAAAGCCCCGGAGAUGCCGCACGAGGAGGGGCUGCAAACGCAGCUGGCGGGGAUCUGAGGGGGAAAGAGCCAGCCUGGGCCGGGAAGGCGGCCGCAGAUGGAGCCAGAGCUCGCAGCUGGUGGUCCGUGAGCAGCUCCGUGAUGGGGAGAAGCCCCACACGUGCGAGGAGUGUGGGAAGAGCUUCAGGAGGAGAUCCAGCCUGAUCAGGCACCAGAGGAGCCACACUGGGGAGAGACCCUACGAGUGUGGGGAGUGUGGGAAGAGCUUCAGCCUGAGCUCCAACCUGAUCAAACACCAGAAAAUUCACAGUGGGGAGAGGCCCUAUGAGUGUGGGAAAUGUGGGAAGAGCUUCAGAAGCAGCUCCCACCUGAUCAGCCACCAGAGGAUCCACACUGGGGAGAGGCCCUACGAGUGUGGGAAAUGUGGGAAGAGCUUCAGAAGCAGCUCCCACCUGAUGAGCCACCAGAGGAUCCACACUGGGGAGAGGCCCUACGAGUGUGGGGAGUGUGGGAAGAGCUUCACACAGAGCUCCAGUCUCAUCAGCCACCAGAGAAUCCACACUGGGGAGAAACCCUACGAGUGUGGGGAGUGUGGAAAGAGCUUCAGAGAGAGCUCCGGUCUGAUCAAGCACCAGAGGAUCCACACUGGGGAGAGGCCCUACGAGUGUUCCAAGUGUGGGAAGAGGUUUCAGAGCAGCUCCAAUCUCCUCCUGCACUAUCAGAGUCACACUGAGGAGAGGCCCUUCCUCUGCCCUGACUGCGGGAAGGGAUUCAGGCAGAACUGCACCCUGGUCAGCCACCGGCGCAUCCACACUGGGGAGAGGCCCUACGAGUGUGAUAAAUGCAGGAAGAGGUUUCAGAGCAGCUCCCAUCUCCUGCAGCACUAUCGCAUUCACACAGAGGAGAGGCCCUUCAGGUGCCCCGACUGCGGGAAGGGAUUCAAGCGCAACUCCACCCUUGUCACGCACCGGCGCAUCCACACUGGGGAGAGGCCCUACGAGUGUGGGGAGUGUGGGAAGAGCUUCUCCCAGAGCUCUACCUUGACCCAACACCAACGGGGGCACCGGAUUCACACUGGGGAAAGGCCCUAUGAGUGUGGGGAGUGUGGGAAGAGCUUCAGACAGAGCUCCAAUCUGAUCAGUCACCAGAGAAUCCACACUGGCGAGAGGCCCUACGAGUGUGGGGAGUGUGGGAUGAGCUUCAGCGAGAGGUCCACCCUGAUCAAUCAUCAGAGGAUCCACACUGGGGAGAAACCCUAUGAGUGUUCCGAGUGUGGGAUGAGCUUCAGCCUGAGCUCCAGCCUGAUCAGGCACCAGAGGAUCCACACUGGGGAGAAACCCUACGAGUGUUCCAAGUGUGAGAAGGGGUUUCAGACCAGCUCCAGUCUCUUCCAGCACUAUCAGAGUCACACAGAGGAGAGGCCCUUCUGCUGCCCCGACUGCGGAAAGGGAUUCAGGUGGAACUGGCACCUCAUCAGGCACCGGGUAAUCCACACUGGGGAGAGGCCCUACGAGUGUGAUAAAUGCAGGAAGAGGUUUCAGACCAGCUCCAAUCUCCUCCUGCACUAUCGCAUUCACACAGAGGAGAGGCCCUUCAGGUGCCCCGACUGCGGGAAGGGAUUCAAGCGCAACUCUGACCUCGUCACCCACCGGCGCAUCCACACCGGGGAGAGGCCCUACGAGUGUGGGGAGUGUGGGAAGAGCUUCUCCCGCAGCUGUACCUUGACCCGACACCAACGGAGGCACCGUGAUGGGGAGAAGCCCCACACGUGCGAGGAGUGUGGGAAGAGCUUCAGGUGGAGAUCCAGCCUGAUCCUGCACCGGAGGAUUCACACUGGGGAAAGGCCCUACGAGUGUGGGGAGUGUGGGAUGAGCUUCACGUGGAGAUCCAGUCUGAUCCUGCACAAGAGGAGCCACACUGGGGAGAGACCCCACGAGUGUCGGGAAUGUGGGAAGAGCUUCAGCCACAGCUCCAAUCUGGUCAGUCACCAGAGGAUCCACACUGGGGAACGGCCUUAUGAGUGUGGGGAGUGUGGGAAGACCUUCAGAGACAGCUCCAACCUCAAUAAUCACCAAAGGAUCCAUAGUGGGGAACGGCCGUACGAGUGUGGGGAGUGUGGGAUGAGCUUCAGGUGGAGCUCCUACCUGAUCGUGCACCAGAGGAUCCACACCGGGGAGCGGCCUUAUGAGUGUGGGGAGUGUGGGAAGAGAUGCAGCGACAGCUCCAAUCUGAUCGUGCACCAGAGGAUCCACACUGGGGAGAGGCCUUUCGAGUGUUCUGAGUGUGGGAUGAGCUUCAGCCUGAGCUCCAACCUGAUCAGGCACCGGGUAAUCCACACUGGGGAGAGGCCCUACGAGUGUUCCAAGUGUGGGAAGAGGUUUCAGACCAGCUCCAAUCUCCUCCUGCACUAUCAGAGUCACACAGAGGAGAGGCCCUUCAGGUGCCCCGACUGCGGGAAGGGAUUCAGGUACAACUCCUCCCUCGUCACCCACCGGCGCAUCCACACCGGGGAGAGACCCUACGAGUGUGGGGAGUGUGGGAAGAGCUUCAGCCUGAUCUCCAACCUGAUCAGGCACCAGAAAAUUCACAGUGGGGAGAGGCCCUAUGAGUGUGGGAAAUGUGGGAAGAGCUUCAGACAGAGGUCCCACCUGAUCAGCCACCAGAGGAUUCACACAGAGGAGAAACCCUACGAGUGUGGGGAGUGUGGGAAGAGCUUCAGAGACAGCUCCCACCUGAGCAAGCACCUGAGGAUCCACACUGGGGAGAGGCCCUACGAGUGUGGGGAGUGUGGGAAGAGCUUCACACAGAGCUCCAGUCUCAUCAGCCACCAGAGAAUCCACACUGGGGAGAAACCCUACGAGUGUGGGGAGUGUGGGAUGAGCUUCAAACGGAGCUCUCACCUGAUCAGCCACCAAGUGAUCCACACUGGGGAACGGCCCUACGAGUGUGGGGAGUGUGGGAAGAGCUUCACACAGAGCUCCAGUCUCAUCAGCCACCAGAGAAUCCACACUGGGGAGAAACCCUACGAGUGUGGGGAGUGUGGGAAGAGCUUCAGAGAGAGCUCCGGUCUGAUCAAGCACCAGAGGAUCCACACUGGGGAGAGGCCCUACGAGUGUUCCAAGUGUGGAAAGAGGUUUCAGACCAGCUCCAGUCUCCUCCAGCACUAUCAGAGUCACACAGAGGAGAGGCCAUUCCUCUGCCCUGACUGCGGGAAGGGAUUCAGGCAGAACGGCACCCUGGUCACCCACCGGCGCAUCCACACUGGGGAGAGGCCCUACGAGUGUGAUAAAUGCAGGAAGAGGUUUCAGACCUGCUACCAUCUCCUCCGGCACUAUCGCAUUCACACAGAGGAGAGGCCCUUCAGGUGCCCCGACUGCGGGAAGGGAUUCAAGCGCAACUCUGACCUCAUCAAGCACCGGCGCAUCCACACUGGGGAGAGGCCCUACGAGUGUGAUAAAUGCAGGAAGAGGUUUCAGACCAGCUCCAGUCUCCUCCUGCACUAUCGCAUUCACAGAGAGGAGAGGCCCUUCAGGUGCCCCGACUGCGGGAAGGGAUUCAAGCAGAACUCCAACCUCGUCGUCCACCAGCGCAUCCACACCGGGGAGAGGCCCUACGAGUGUGGGGAGUGUGGGAAGAGCUUCUCCAGCAGCUCUCACUUGACCCGACACCAACGGAGGCACCGGUGAGGGAAGCCCUGCGAGUGCCCCGAGUGCGGGAAGAGCUUCGUGCGCUGCUCCAGCUCCAUCCCCCACUGCAGGACCCAUGCUGGGCACAGCCCUGCUGACCCACAUUCCCUGUGAUCCAUGCUGGGAACACACCUGGCUGCUUAUCCUUUUGGUUUGGCCUUAAUGUUUUUUUCUCUUCUCAAUCUUUGCAGUCCAAACGCCAAGUGGGAUGGAUCUGUUACUUCAGAAAAACUCAGUCCCACUGAAAACAACUCAAUUGUUGAAUUAAGGCUCAAUAGCAGCAGAGAUUUGCUUCUUCCCACCUCAAACAACUCAAUCCCACAACAAAGUCACUCGACUCCAAAGCCACCAGGGUGACGUGGGGUUAGGAUGACACUGGGACAAGUGGGAUCCCAAUUUAGUGCGGAGGGACGGGGAUUGCGUGGGGCUGGGGGUGUGAGAUGUAUUUGAUAGCAAAUAAAACUCUCAGACUUA